Molecule: messenger RNA, 2631 nt
Organism: Halichondria panicea
Lineage: Eukaryota; Metazoa; Porifera; Demospongiae; Suberitida; Halichondriidae
Product: cilia- and flagella-associated protein 221-like
Exons: 19
Coding region: 18-2597 (859 amino acids)
Biological process (GO): motile cilium assembly; cilium movement
Cellular component (GO): 9+2 motile cilium
Source: RefSeq, a predicted model, not a curated record
CCAUAGAGAUAAUAAAAAUGGCUGCCGAUAUUGAGGCAGUGGAACAUCUGCCUGAUUAUCCGGGCUCUGUGACCGUCAAGCGACUAGAGGGAAGUUUGGUUGCGAAGAGAUCCAAUAAAAGUGUUCCUGAUCAUUUGGUAGACACAAAAAUCUAUUCUAAGGUGAAACGGAAUGGAAUAUUGCAAUGCAAACCAGCCGUCAUACAUUUUGAUGGCUACAGAGUUGGAGAUGUCCAUCAGCAAACUCUUCGAAUCAUCAAUGCUUCUAAGGAUAACCAACAGAUGCACAUCAUUCCACCAACUACUCCGUACUUCAGCAUCAAGUACCAUAAACAGAGGAAUAACCUGGUCCCUGGCCUGAGCCUCGAUGUAACAGUGGUGUUCAAACCAACCAAAUGGCAAUACUAUUACGACUGUGUUCGUGUGCACUGCAAGGGCGAUCAAAACCUUCUAAUCCCGAUUCAUGCAUACCCCGUGAUGAACUCAGCUCAGUUCCCUCAGAGCGUUACAUUCCCACCCACUCCACUGGGACAGUCAAAAACAAAAACACUCUCACUGAAAUGCGAUGUACCCAUCGAUUUCGAAUUUGAGCUCUCCUGUUUAAAAAGCCACCCAGCAUUCACUGUGUCUCCAAUGAAAGGAAUUGUGUCUGCUAACAGUGAGACUGCUGUUCAAGUAACCUUCUCUCCAACUGAUUUCAGUACUGCCUGCAUGAAGAUGCAGCUUGAGCUCUCCCAAUUCAACUCAAGCCCUCUAGUCUGUACAUUCACUGGCAACUCAACACCUGGACUAGCAGUUGACAAGUUAAAGGCUGAUACAGGUUCUCUGAGGAUAAGGCAUCAGCCUAGACGCUUACCAACACUACCAACUGGCAAGAAACAAUCAAAAUCCAGCAAAGUUAAACCCAAACCAGAGAAGGAAGAGCUUGUCUAUGAUGGAAUUCAUAUACCGGCCAAUAUCGAUACUCCCUACGCUGUUAGCAAAGUCCUCUUACAAAAACCUGGCAAGAUGAAAGCCAACACACUAAAACAAGUGAUGUCUAGCGGUGAUCAAGGUGGUCUGGUGGCAACCAGGCAAGUGAAGGAGGCUGCUUUCAUUCGAAGAGUUCGUGAGAUUUCAAUGGAGGAGAGAGCUAAUCAGCUCAGAUGGGUGACUCAACUUGGAAGUGUUCUCAUGUCAGACAAAGAAAGAGAACAAGUUUUACAAACAAGAGCUGAAGAAACCAAGUCCUACAAGAUGCUGCGACAUGUUGCCCUCCCUGAGCAGGAGUCCCAGAGGGCAGUCACUGAGACCAGCUACAGGCGCACCAGGAGACCAGUCAAUCAGACCCCAGCCUCAGAGCCCAAGUUUGACACAUACUCCAAUGACCUAUGGACGAAACGACACAUUGCUCUGAGCAGAUUUGUGCAGGCUGCCAGGAAGGUGGUGAUUCGACUGAGGUGUCAGGCCCGACUGGAGAGACUGAAGCGACUGGCCAGUGAUAUUCAGUCAGGAAGAAGCAUUCAGGAAUCACUAGCUAACCUAAACAAGGACCCUUACCUAAUCUCUAUAGCACCUCUUCUUCCUCACUCACUGGACAACCUCUCCUUGUCUCUGCUGCCAGUCUACAAGGAGACUAGUGUCAGUGCUCUGGUCAAUGCCGGCAGUGAUGGCGAUAGUAGCCAGUUAGCAGAGAGCAAGGAGUCUUGUGUGCAUAAAGAUGUGCCCUUUGUUGAUCUAAAGGUCCCUGAGCAGUGGCAGUUAUCGAGGUAUCUCCCUCAGCCAGUCCCAGCGUAUGGAUCUUACACUCAUCCUGACCUACCCAGACCACUACGCUCUGGGGCACAGGACGAGUUAUCUAGUCUGGGGCACAUCCCAGGAGUGGAUCCCUCCUUCCUGUCCCCCCUGACCCACCCCUCGACCACACCCACCACCAUAGAGCCACCUGUGGCAGAGGAGGAUGAUGGGUGUGUACAGGAUAUAGAGACUACUGCUAUAGGGUCACUGGAAGUGCUGUCACUGACCCCACCACCAUCACUGUUUAGGAGUGAACCCGUUCAUCCACUGCAACUACUGAAUCCUUGUCCUGGAGUGGCCACCUAUCUACCAGUGAUAGACAACUCAGCUAUCACGUUUGAUCAUGUUCUGAAACCAUUGCCUGCUUUCCCCACUGCCAAGUACCCUCAAGUUAGACUGGACAAAAUGGAUGUGAUACCUGAGGUUAUGCAAUGGAAGAGGUUCCCUAACCAAUACCUUGUCUCCACCGAGGGUCAGAGGAAGCUGGCCACCCACUGGAAGCCACAGUGGAAUGAUCCUCUCAAGACAGACCUACUACCAGCACAAGCAAACGCUGCCUCUGAGCUACAACUCAUGACUGGACCACAGCCCGACGAUUUCGUGGAUAACGAAAGUGACUCUGUUUUACCUGUUCCUACUAUGGACAUGGUGCGCGCUCAGUUCCACCUCCCUCCCCCGGAGGACCAACCUCGUGACCCCAGGCUGAGGGCUAUGGCCGAGCUGGAGGAGGAGAGACUAGAAAAGUUUGAUCAACUUGGACAAAAAAUUAGACAGAAAUUAAACACAUUUCAAGACUUAAUAGAUGUCUCUAAAUAUUUAUAGCUCAUAAUUAAUUUGUGAUGUUCCAUUAUUUUCA